Molecule: messenger RNA, 1515 nt
Organism: Sabethes cyaneus
Lineage: Eukaryota; Metazoa; Arthropoda; Insecta; Diptera; Culicidae
Gene: nAChRalpha6
Product: neuronal acetylcholine receptor subunit alpha-7
Exons: 13
Coding region: 1-1515 (504 amino acids)
Biological process (GO): signal transduction; monoatomic ion transmembrane transport; regulation of membrane potential
Cellular component (GO): synapse; postsynaptic membrane; neuron projection
Molecular function (GO): acetylcholine-gated monoatomic cation-selective channel activity; transmembrane signaling receptor activity
Source: RefSeq, a predicted model, not a curated record
AUGCAAAACUUGAGGAAAAUCGGAGCACUUUUUGUCAUGAAAUUACUAAAUAGUUUACAAGGUCCUCAUGAAAAACGACUGUUAAAUCAUUUAUUAGCAACAUACAAUACGCUAGAGCGUCCUGUUGCAAAUGAAUCAGAAGCCCUAGAGGUAAAGUUUGGGCUGACUUUGCAGCAAAUUAUAGAUGUGGAUGAGAAGAAUCAGAUUCUAACCACAAACGCGUGGUUAAAUUUGGACGAGAAGAAUCAACUACUUAUUACCAAUAUUUGGCUUUCUUUGGAGUGGAAUGACUAUAAUUUGAGGUGGAAUGACUCAGAAUACGGAGGAGUAAGAGAUCUAAGGAUAACGCCCAACAAGCUAUGGAAACCAGAUGUAUUAAUGUACAAUAGCGCGGAUGAGGGUUUCGAUGGUACAUACCACACGAAUAUUGUGGUGAAAAAUAACGGAAGCUGUUUGUACGUACCACCAGGGAUUUUUAAAAGCACCUGUAAAAUAGACAUAACCUGGUUCCCAUUCGAUGAUCAACAUUGUGAGAUGAAAUUCGGCAGCUGGACGUAUGAUGGAAAUCAGCUGGAUCUGGUGUUGAAUUCCGAGGAUGGCGGUGAUCUUUCUGAUUUCAUAACCAACGGUGAAUGGUAUUUGAUAGGGAUGCCAGGAAAAAAAAAUACUAUAACAUAUCAAUGCUGCCCCGAGCCGUACGUUGAUAUAACGUUUACUAUACAGAUUCGUAGAAGAACACUAUACUAUUUUUUCAACUUAAUUGUACCAUGUGUCUUAAUUUCAUCAAUGGCUCUACUCGGUUUUACGCUUCCACCGGACUCUGGAGAAAAACUAACCUUAGGCGUAACUAUACUACUAUCAUUAACUGUAUUCCUGAACUUAGUGGCGGAGACAUUACCUCAAGUAUCUGAUGCAAUUCCGUUAUUAGGAACGUAUUUCAAUUGCAUUAUGUUUAUGGUUGCCUCGUCGGUAGUGCUAACCGUGGUAGUGUUGAACUACCAUCAUAGAACAGCUGAUAUACAUGAAAUGCCUCCAUGGAUCAAAUCAGUUUUCCUCCAAUGGCUGCCUUGGAUUUUACGAAUGGGAAGACCUGGUAAAAAAAUUACUCGGAAAACAAUUUUCUUAUCAAACAGAAUGAAAGAACUCGAGCUGAAGGAAAGGUCAUCCAAAUCCCUAUUGGCGAAUGUACUAGAUAUUGAGGACGAUUUUAGACAUACUGGUGGGAUCACUGGUUCAACUACGGCCAUUAGUACAUCUGGAUUUUCCAGGCCAACUACUGUUGAAGAGCACCACUCCAUAUCAGGCUGCUCUCACAAAGAUUUACAUUAUAUUCUGAAGGAAUUGCAAUUUAUAACGAAUCGUAUGAGGAAAGCUGACGAAGAAGCAGAACUAAUCAGUGAUUGGAAGUUCGCUGCAAUGGUUGUUGACAGAUUCUGCCUUUUUGUAUUCACGUUAUUUACGAUUAUUGCUACAGUCACUGUGUUACUAUCGGCUCCACAUAUAAUAGUGCAAUAA